AUGGAACAUAGUAACCACACCAGAGUGACUGAGUUCAUCAUGCAGGGGCUCUUUGACCAUCCUCACCACCAGGGGCUGUUCUUUGGGCUAUUCCUAUGCCUUUAUACAGCAGUCGUCAUGGGCAAUUUCCCAAUCAUUGUGGCUAUUGUUAUCCACCCACCUCUUCACACUCCCAUGUACUUGUUCAUUGCCAAUUUAGCCCGGGUUGAUAUUUUGUUCAGUUCCUCUGUUGUACCUAAAAUGCUGGAAAACCUGUUGCAGGAGAAGAAAACCAUCUCCCUUGCAGGCUGCAUCAUGCAGCUCUUUGUCUUAACAUCAUCACUGGUGAUGGAGCUUCUGUUGCUAACUGUCAUGUCAUAUGACCGGUAUGUAGCCAUUUGCCACCCUUUGCAUUAUGUAAAAUUCAUGAACAAGGAAAUUUGUAUCCGUUUAGCAGUCAGUACCUGGGCUGUUGUUACCAUCAAUUCAUUUGUCCACCUAUUGCUUGUGCUGCACUUGGAUUUUUGUGGGCCCAACCUUAUCCAGCAUUUCUUCUGUGAGUUCCCAGCAAUACUGGCACUGUCCUGCAGCUCCACCUACAUCAAUGAAAUCAUGAUGUUCGUGGCUGACAUAUUCCUGGUCAUGGGGAACUUCCUUCUGACUAUUGUGUCCUAUAGCUUCAUUAUCAUCACCAUCCUGAAAAUCCAGAGCUCCAAAGGGAAGCAGAAAACCUUCUCUACCUGCUCCUCCCACCUACUUGUAGUCACCUUGUACUACUCCACCAUGUUCUACACCUACAUCCAGCUGACCUCCAGUAACCCACUGGAUAAAAGCAAGAAGGUGGCCAUAAUGUACACCCUAGUCACUCCCACCCUGAACCCUGUGAUCUACAGUGUGCGUAAUAAGGAGGUCAAAUUGGCCAUGAAGAGAAUUUUUCCAUUCACCACAAAAAUGAUCACAGCUGAAGCUUCCCUUCUAACAUUCAUCAAUAAAAUAGCUCUUCUUUCUUCUGCUGUUAUAUUUGGUUUCAGCUCCUUCCUCCUCAUCCUGGUCUCCUACAUGUUCAUCAUCUCCACCAUCCUGAGGAUCCGCUCUGCGGAGGACCGUUGUAAAGCCUUCUCUACCUGCAGCUCCCACCUUAUCGUGGUGGGUUUAUUGUACAUGACAGUUAUUUUCCAGUACGUGAAACCCAGCUCAGUCACUUCAUUUGUUUUAGAUGAGCUGGUCUCUAUCCACUACAGCAUCCUGACCCCCAUGCUAAACCCCGUCAUUUACAGCCUGAAAAACAAGGAAAUGAAAACAGCCCUGAGGAAAAUAGUGGAAAAAAAUACAGUAUGUCUUAUUUAA
Molecule: messenger RNA, 1326 nt
Organism: Gopherus evgoodei (Goodes thornscrub tortoise)
Lineage: Eukaryota; Metazoa; Chordata; Testudines; Testudinidae
Product: olfactory receptor 13G1-like
Exons: 2
Coding region: 1-1326 (441 amino acids)
Biological process (GO): G protein-coupled receptor signaling pathway
Cellular component (GO): membrane
Molecular function (GO): olfactory receptor activity; G protein-coupled receptor activity
Source: RefSeq, a predicted model, not a curated record